Hevea brasiliensis (rubber tree) is the source of this 701-nucleotide messenger RNA. RefSeq lists its product as uncharacterized. Lineage: Eukaryota; Viridiplantae; Streptophyta; Magnoliopsida; Malpighiales; Euphorbiaceae. The transcript has 3 exons. Bases 72 to 533 code for a protein of 153 amino acids. The record is from RefSeq and is a predicted model, not a curated record.
UCCAUUUUUCUUGUGUUGGCAGGGCCAUUGAUCAACAGGUUUUCUUUCUGAUUACAACUCUUACUUCGUUGAUGCAAGUGAAGUACUCAUUUGCAGACGUGUCUGCAUUUGAGAAACACAAGGUCAUCAUCCCCAUCUUGAUGGUUGCUCUAGUCAUAUAUGGCAUAUCAUGGGCCAUUGAAGUUAAACUCAGAGCUAAUGAGUCAAAUUACCAAACAAUUGCGGGCAAUAUCCGUCUAUUAUCCAGCUCCCUUGUGAUAGUGUUGUUAAUAUUGAUGCUUGUUCCUUAUUUUGGAUGGAUGCUUUUGACCUCAUGGGCUCUUCUUUUUAUCUGGGUAGCAUGGAAGUCAUAUAAAGAGAUGUAUCAAUUGCUGCUUCAAGCAUUCAAUGGAUUGAAGAAGCUAACUUGGGAUAUGAGACAUCGCAUGCUUAAAAAAUCAAAUCAAUUACCUGUGGUUGUAAAAGAAUUAGCACACAACUCCACUGUAGAUGAAGGCAAGGGUUUAGAAGUUGCAGCUCUUCCUUCACCAUGAUUUUUAUCGCCAGAGGCAAUUUUGUGUGGUUUGAAGCAGGAUUUCAAUAAUGAUGGACUUGAAUUUUUGAGAUUUUUGUAAGAUUAAUAAGUGAAAACUGAUGAUGAGAUGUGCAUCUUUUACCCUAUUUGUUUUUGAAUGAACUUCUAUUAAUAUAUUUUCAUCAUU